Molecule: messenger RNA, 1607 nt
Organism: Camellia sinensis
Lineage: Eukaryota; Viridiplantae; Streptophyta; Magnoliopsida; Ericales; Theaceae
Source: RefSeq, a predicted model, not a curated record
UGUGUAAUCAUAAAAUUGCGAAUAACAGAACAAUCUAUUAAAGUAGAAUCCCCCUUUUACCGUUGAAUUGAAUGACACUCUCAUCUCCAAUACCCAGAACCCAUCUCAGCCGUCCGAUUCCACAAGAAAUUGGCGGGUCCCAUGUUAUGGUGGACCCUCACUCAGUACAAGCAAUUCCAAAGACUCAUCCAGACCGUCCAUUUCACGGUUUGACUUUGAGUCCACCCUAAGGGAUUAGGAUUCUUCAAGAGUCGUUUUGUUUUGUAAUUGGUCUUCUUUCUCAGUCUUGCAUUGAUCAAUCUUUGAUCUGGGUCUUUGUUAUUAUACUGGUUUUCCUUUGUUCUUCAAUUUGUGUUUAUUGUUGAACCUGUUGAGUUCUAGUCUUUUCUUUCAAUUGGGUUUUUUUCUCUGUGAGUAAUUUUUACAAACACCCAUUCACAUCUUGCUGAUUCUUGAUGAAUUUGGAUCUGGGUUUGGGUUUUCGUUCUUGUUCUAUCUGUUUUUAAUCCUCUUCUUGCGAUGCAGGCUUGUAGGUAAGACCUUUCUUGUUUCUUUGACUUGGGUUCUGUGGCCAUUGGUCUUCCAAACCUUCUAUGGGAAAAUUUUCCCAUUCCUAGAUGGAUCCUAAUCUGGAGUUGUGUUACAAUUCUGGUUUGUUUUGCUAAUAUACAUGUAUUGAUAUGUCUGGUUGUUGAAUUUGGGUAUGUUUGUUGAUUUUGUGAAUUUGGGUUGAGAGAGUGGUAAUCUCUGGAGAUGAUUGGUUCAAGCAUGAACUUGAUUACAACAGUUAUUGGGUUUGGGAUGAGUGCCACUUUUAUUGUGUUUGUCUGCGCCAGACUAAUCUGUGGGAGGCUUCGCCGGGUGAAUUCAAGGCAGAUGUUUGAGAUUGAGUCAAGGAUUGAUCUUGAACAGCCAGAGCAUCAGAAUACUGGCCUUGAACCAGUUGUUGUUGCUGCAAUUCCCACAAUGAAGUUUAACCAUGAGGCUUUCAGUUCCAUGGGAGAUGCACAGUGCACAAUAUGUUUGGGAGAGUACCAAGAGAAGGAAGUAUUGCGAAUCAUGCCCCAAUGCGGCCACAAUUUCCACCUCUCUUGCAUCGAUGUAUGGCUAAGAAAGCAGUCAACCUGUCCAGUUUGCCGGUUGCCCUUACAGGACUCCUUCGAAACAAAGCACGCAAGACUAGCACCACUUGCUAUGCCUCGGCCUGUUGAUAGGCCCGAGAUUUUGAUCAAUCAUUCUCAGCAAUGGCACAAUGAAUCCGCAAGUGAAAACCAGCCCGGAGAAGCAGAAAUUAGAUAAUAUAACAGAAGCAAAGCAGAAAUUCUCUUCCGAAGCCAAUUGUGUGGCUUUGCUCAUGAUGUCUAGACUUCUGAUGUGGAGGAGUUCAGUCAUGAUGCUCAACUAUUGAAAUCGAUCCCUUUUUUUUUUUUUUUUUUUUUUUUUUUUUUUUUUUAAGUUGAGAAAGUUGGAUGAUGAGAUUGGUAUAUAUACUAGUUGUCCUUGUGAUAUAUAUUUUUUUAUUUUUUAUUUUUAAAAUUUUGAUUGCAAAAUCAUUUAUUUACCAUUAGAGUUUCAGUAAAAACAAUUUAUAAUAAGCUGAAAAAAAA